This is a messenger RNA of Nannospalax galili (Upper Galilee mountains blind mole rat), 555 nucleotides long. It is a transcript of the gene Rps20, whose product is annotated as ribosomal protein S20. NCBI's taxonomy places the organism in Eukaryota, Metazoa, Chordata, Mammalia, Rodentia, Spalacidae. Gene Ontology annotation, biological process: translation. The record is from RefSeq and is a predicted model, not a curated record. Gene Ontology annotation, molecular function: structural constituent of ribosome; RNA binding. Bases 158 to 517 code for a protein of 119 amino acids. Gene Ontology annotation, cellular component: ribosome; cytosolic small ribosomal subunit. The transcript is spliced from 4 exons.
UGUGAGCAUGCUAUAUAAGCGCCGCCCAGGCCUCGUGCGCUCUUUUCUGAGACCCGGCUGUGGCUGCUGUGGAGCCUUGUCUCCUCCGCUCCUGUCCUGACUCACCGCUGUUCGCUCCCCCAGAGGAACAAGUCGGUCAGGAAGCCACGCCGCAGCCAUGGCCUUUAAAGAUACCGGGAAGACGCCCGUGGAGCCGGAGGUGGCGAUUCACCGAAUUCGAAUCACUCUGACCAGCCGCAAUGUGAAGUCUCUGGAGAAAGUGUGUGCUGACUUGAUCAGAGGCGCGAAGGAAAAGAACCUCAAAGUGAAAGGCCCUGUUCGCAUGCCCACCAAGACCUUGAGAAUCACUACAAGAAAAACACCUUGUGGUGAAGGUUCCAAGACAUGGGAUCGCUUCCAGAUGAGAAUUCACAAGCGACUCAUUGACCUGCACAGUCCUUCUGAGAUUGUUAAGCAGAUCACUUCCAUCAGCAUUGAGCCAGGGGUAGAGGUGGAAGUCACCAUUGCUGAUGCCUAAAUCGGCUAUUUAAUAAAUUGACUUAACUAGUUGGUAAA